Messenger RNA from Sporothrix schenckii 1099-18, 5607 nucleotides. Its product is annotated as U3 small nucleolar RNA-associated protein 10. NCBI's taxonomy places the organism in Eukaryota, Fungi, Ascomycota, Sordariomycetes, Ophiostomatales, Ophiostomataceae. The record is from RefSeq and is a predicted model, not a curated record. The transcript is spliced from 3 exons. Gene Ontology annotation, molecular function: snoRNA binding. Gene Ontology annotation, biological process: positive regulation of transcription by RNA polymerase I; maturation of SSU-rRNA from tricistronic rRNA transcript (SSU-rRNA, 5.8S rRNA, LSU-rRNA). Gene Ontology annotation, cellular component: small-subunit processome; t-UTP complex; 90S preribosome. The coding region runs from base 1 to 5607 and encodes 1868 amino acids.
AUGGCGUCGUCUCUCGCGGCGCAGCUGGCGCAGAUCGCCGCCAAGUCCAAGAUCUCGCUCGACGUCAAGGCGCAAAAAGCCGCCCAUUCCAAGUCACUGCUGUUUGAACCGCGUGUCGCCGCUUCCCAGAGCUUCCAGUCCGUAUACGUUAUCUGCCGCGAUGGCUUCGACGAGCUGUGCCAGUUGGACGAGCGCUUCGUCCCUUUCGGCAACACUCUCUUCAGCGAGCUGAGCCAGGACGAGGACCGGACCAUGAUGGACGAGGCCGAGAACAAGGAGCUGGACCGCAAGAUAGAGUCCUUUUUGCGUCUCAGUGGCAGCAGACUACGGCUUCUGCCGGCGAUCAAGUCGAUUGAGUGGCUGAUUCGGAGAUUCCGCAUUCACGAGUUCAACACAUCGACACUCAUCACAACAUUCCUCCCUUACCAUUCCAUCCCUGUGUUUGUGACACUCAUGUCCAUCCUGCCCUCAAAUUUGCCAUACGAGUACCGCUUCCUGAGCCCCUACAUCCGCUCUCUGACGGCCCUGCCCCGCGCUGCCAUUGUGCAGCACGCAACCCAGCGCUUCGACUUCCUCACCACACUGUCCUCGUACACCCUCGCGGCUUGCCACACACAGCAGCACUACCCGGGCCUUAUCACCUUCUGGGGCGGCGUCAUGACCGAGUCCAUCAACGGCAUGCUGGACGCCCUCAGGUCGGGCCGCAGAAGCGUCCAGGCGGACAACGACCAGUCCGUCCUGCAAAAGGUUGGCCCCGUUCUCGGUGAUGCUCUCAUGAUCCGGGAGGCGCCCGGUGUCCAAAUUGCUGCCUACAUGGCUGUAUCCGUUUUUGUGUCCAAGGCACAGGUUGCCGACUUGGCCAUCACUGCGUUUAUGGAGCAGGUGGUCAUGGGAUGGACCUCUGAGACGGCCAAGCCCGGUCUCGUCUGUCUCUCGAUCCUCGCCCAGCAGCGUUCGGCGAAGCAGCUGUCCCGCAAGGUGGCAAAAGCUGUGCUCAAGGUGCAGGACCUGCCCCAUCUGCUUGUGGAGAUUGGCAAGCAGCGGCGCAUCGACAAGCUGGCCAACGGCCUGGUCCUCGCCCUGACGGACCGCCUGGCCAAGAAAGCCGCUGUGCGCGGCCUGCCCAUUAUCAAAUCGAUUAUUCUUGGCGGCAUCUUGCAGGACAAGCAGCUUGUUGUCGCCUUCAAGUCGCUGCUUCUGGCGGCCCACGACAUCACCGACGAGACGGACCCCGACGGCAGCGUCCGGAAAGAGCUGGGCGCGACCCUGAUUGUCCUGUCACAGGCGCCCGAGAAUGCCGGUGGCCUUGUUAUCCGCAAGGUCAUUGAGGAGGUCGAUUUCGACAUUGAAGAGCUGGAGCUAAAGCUGGAUGCCACGAUUCGUCCCAAGCUGCUGCUUGACUCCGCUGCCGCCAACGAACCCGACACGGCAAUGGCUGAUGGUGCUGAGGAGACGCGCACCUCCAUUACAAAAGAAGAUCUGGAUGCAACGGUCGAGCGCUUGUCCACUCUGACGCGCCCGUCUUCCUGUCUCGCCCAGGACCCGAACGGCGUGUUUGAGCAGUUCUGCCAGCUCUUCCUGGCGACGGCAUCCUACGACAAGGCCGAGCUCGAGAAGCUGGAUGCCGCACCCCUGCUCGGUCGUGCCGACGCCGUGUCCGACCAUUUUUACUUUACAUUCCUCAUCCGCAUCUGGUCUGGACCCUACCCGACACUCGCACGUGUAGCCGCCCUCGACAUGGCCGCUGCACGCCUGCGCCUGGACGACUGCUUCGGUGUCGACUUCCAGGCGGUCCUGCCGUAUAUCAUCGCCGCUCUGAGCGAUCCGGCUAAGAAGGUCCGCCGCGCUGCCGCUGGCUUUCUCGCCGAGGUGAAGCGGGUCUCGCCGCUGAAGGAGACCAAGAGCACGACGGGCAAGAACCGCUGGGGUGCUACGGAGCUGUACGCGGAGCAGGCCGACCUGUCUUGGCUGACGUUUGACGCGAGAGCCAGCCUGCUUGACGUUCUCCUUGGCUCGGCUGAGGAGGCCAUUCUCCACGAAGAUCACGUCCCGGCUGUGCUUGCUGACGUCCUCGACAAGUCGAGCAAGGCGGACGUAUCAAGCAGUGGCGGCGAGCAGGUUCGGCUCUCACAUGGUGUGCGGUUGUCGAUUCUACAGUUCCUCGCUAGCCACGCUGUCCUUACACCUGUCAUCAACAUUAAGAUCCGUUUGCUCAAGGCGCUCAAUGAGGUGCGCGGCGUUUCUGGCACGACUCGUACGCAGGUCCUCCUCCCCCUGCUGAACAGCUGGGCCGCUCUCAGCGCCGAGGAAGCUUCUGCCCUUGUCGCAAAGGAGGCGCUGGACGAGUCUAUUGUCGAUAGUCGAAGCGUGGAUGUCGUCAUUCCCAACGACACCUCCGCCCUGGAGACCCUGUUUGGUAUCAUCCAGAACAGCAACGGCCACAAUCGGCCGAACCUGAUCAGCUGCGUCUUCAAGAGAAUUCGCAAGAUGUGGCCAGUCAUGAAGGAAGACUUCCGGAACGUGAUUGCGCAGUUUAUGUUGGAGCAGGUGCAAAAGCCGCCGGCAGCUGGCACGUCGUCGGAUGAUCUGGAUAUUGCCGCCGAGGAGGCCACCGACUUGCUGUUUAACGUGGAGCUAAGCACACAGAUUCUGACUAGCUUUUUGGAGACGCUGCAGCAGAGCGCAAAGAUGGCCACCGACGCGCCUCCUAAUAAGAGACGCAGGACGAGCUCUUCCGAGCACAACCGUGGCCAGCGGAUCCAAGCCAAUAGCGAACUCCGUCUCCUGGUGAACCGUGCUACUUUUAUCCUCCAGCUCGUCCAGGCCUCGAAGCCCGCCGAGCACCCUGAGCUGCUUCCCGGCCUUUUUGUCGUUCUCUCGGACCUUCAGAUCCUGCGCUCGUACGUUGGCUCUGAGCUCGGCUACCUGCAGAACGUGGUUCUCAGUUGCUUGCUGGCCAUGAUGCCUGUCUAUCAGAGUCACAAGAACCUCAAGAUUGAUACGACCGUCGGCCACGGCGACGUAUUGGUCAACUGCAUCCACAAGUCCUCAAGCCCCGCUGUCCAGAACACAGCGCUGCUGCUGGUGGCCAGCCUGGCCAAGACCGCGCCCGACGUCGUUUUGCACAGCGUGAUGCCCAUCUUUACGCUGAUGGGCACCUCUGUGCUGCGCCAAAGCGACGACUACUCCGCCCACGUGGUGAACCAGACCAUCAAGGAGGUUAUCCCGCCGCUCAUCGACACCUUCAAGAAGGGCAAGCGCAACAUCGUGGUAAGCGCUUCGGACCUGCUGUCCAGCUUUGUCAUUGCGUACGAGCACAUUCCGUCGCACCGCAAACACGACCUGUUUAUUUCGCUGAUCGAGAACCUGGGCCCCAACGACUUUUUGUUUGCCAUUCUCGCCAUGUUUGCCGACCGCUAUGGCACGGCCGACAGCACGUGUGCCUUCUUGACCGAGCUCAUCGGCUCGUUCCCGGUCGAGGUCCAACUGCAGUCGCUGACCAAGUUCGUCUCGCUGGUGGGCGAUAUUUUCAAGCCCAAGCCCAGCCUGUCUGCGACGCUUCUCGGCAAACGGGAAGACGACGGCGAGGUCGACUUGCAAAAGUCCGCUGUGAAGGAGUUGACGCUGCUGCCCCAGCUGCUGUCUAACCGUCGCCUCAAGGAUGGCAUCUCGCGCCUCGAGGAGGCUGAUGACGACAUGGAAUCGGCCAAGAUUCGCGAGCUGUACAUCCAGCUGCUCGAGGAUAUUCUUACCCUCGCCGACACUGUCAAAACCCAUGGCAGCGCUGGUAAGAAGCAGACCCUGCACAACCGGUGCGGUGAUGCUCUGGCACAGCUGCUCAACCUGCAGUCCAUUGGCGAGUUCAUCAAGGCCGUGGAGGUCCUGCUGGACCGCCCCAACAUGAGCGUGCGCCAAAAGGUGUUGCGUGCGCUCGAGGUCCGUGUCGACGAGGAGCGUGUUGCCAGCGUCCAGUCGCGCGUGGCACUCCUUGCCUUCCUGCCGCAGUUGACCGCCGUGAUCCGAGACUCGACCGACAUUGCCUACAAGCAUACCGCAAUUACGUGCGUUGACAAGAUUGCGGAGAAGUACGGAUCCCGCGAUCUCGAGGCCGUCACUGCUGCCGCCGCGGCCAUUGCCGGUGAUGCCUGCCUCGGUCAGGCCGACCCGCGCCUGCGUGUCAUGGCUCUGCUGUGUCUUGCCUCGCUUGUGGACGUGCUGCACGACGCAAUCGUCCCGAUCUUGCCCACGGCUAUUCCUCGUGCGCUGAGCUACCUCAAAGAGAGCUUGGAGGGCAAAGCUACUGACCCUGAAAACAUUGCGCUGCACAAUGCUGCCUACGCGCUGAUGAUGGCGCUGGCCCAGCAUCUGCCAUUCAUGAUCACGAGUGCCAACCUCGACAAGCUGGUUGUGACCUCGUUUGCAUCGGCCGAAGCGGGUCUUGAGGACGACGACGACAACGAAGCCAACACGACCCGUCUGACCUGCCUGCUGCUGCUCGCAAAACAGGUCGAGCCAAAGACCAUGCUGGAUGUCCUCCGUCGCAACUGGCCCAUCGCUGUGCGGGCUGGCCAAUCGGCCACGCUAGAGUUUGUACAGGUCUUGACGGCCGUCAUCGACAAGCACGGCAAGUCGUCGAUUGUAAAGAACCUGCCGGUGCUCUCUGUCAUUCUCCAGAAUACCUUUGACCUUCGUCGCGAGUCGCGUGUUAGUGGCCAAAUUCUGGCUGCGGUGCCGGCAAAGGCCACGGGGAAGACGGGGAAGUCGGGCCAGGCCACUGAGAAGCGCCUGGCCGAGAUCGAGGCGGCUGUCAACACGGCUGCCCUGCACAUGGUCUUCAAGCUCAACGACAGUACCUUCCGCCCUGUGUUCGAAGACCUUAUGCAGUGGUGCGACCACGGUCUGCCACAACUGGACGUCCUGGGCCGCUGCCUGCGCCAGCAGAGCGUCUAUGGAUUCCUGUUCCUGUUCUUUGACCGCCUGAAGUCGGCCGUCACGCCCUACGCCGCGUACUUGGUCGACGGUGCGGCUGCGGCGCUGCGGGCUGCCCGCAUCGGAACUAGCCUGGAGGACCGUGCCCUCUGGUCCCGCAUUCUGCAGACCCUGACGGCCGCGUUUGAGUACGAUGAGGGCAACAGCGACAAUUCCAACGCCGCCGGCGCCGCCAACGGUCAUGGCAGCGGCGGCGGCUUCUGGCAGGUGCCGACUCACUUUUCGGCUGUGGCGCCGGCUCUAGUCGAACAGUUUGCCAAAGCCAAGGAUCUUCACAACAACGGCGCGCCGGGACUCACCGUCGAGUACUUGGUGCCCGCAGUUGUGGAGCUAGCCAAGGCUGCUCAUGCGGCGGACCACCAAAAGGAGCUCAACAGCCUGCUCCUGAAGCGUCUUCAGCACUCGACCAACACAGCCGAGCGCUUGGCACUGGUACAGUGCCAACAGGUGUUGGCUGAGGAGGUGGGCGAGGAGUGGCUGGCGAUGCUACCCGAGAUGCUGCCUUUGAUAAGCGAGCUGCAGGAGGACAGCGACGAGGCGAUCGACCGCGAGACGACGAAGUGGAUCCACAAGAUCGAGGAGGUGCUUGGCGAGAGUCUGGAUGCCAUGCUCCAGUAA